Molecule: messenger RNA, 2562 nt
Organism: Aspergillus chevalieri
Lineage: Eukaryota; Fungi; Ascomycota; Eurotiomycetes; Eurotiales; Aspergillaceae
Exons: 3
Coding region: 1-2562 (853 amino acids)
Source: RefSeq, a predicted model, not a curated record
AUGGCGGCCACGCCCACUGACGAUGGCCACCGUCAAUCUCCGGCGAUUCCUCCAUCGCCAACAUUGACGAACCCCGAUAUGAUCCUGCCCGAGAACGAAGGCGAGCGCGAAUCCCAAACCCCGUCUCCGCCGUUCAAUCUCCCCUCUCUGUCGCAUCUGCAGGCGUUCUAUGGAUAUACAAAUAACAAUGAUAAUACACUUAAUCCAAAUAAUGAUAAUGAUAAUGAUAAUCACCUGGCCGUCGGCGGCGCGUCUUCUUCCGUUGGCGUCGCCUAUUCCCUCGCCAAUACUGGCAAUACUCGAUCCGCUUCGAAGAAGAACUUUUCGCGUCACACGGGCCACCGCUUGUCAGAUAUUGGGGAAGAGGAUGGGCCGGGGCCUGUACCACCUCCGCGGUCGUCGUCGCGGACUGGCCGGUUUCCGGUGAACGCGCCUUCUACGGGGCAAGACUGGCGGGGGAUGGCUGGUUCUCCGGCGAUGCGAAAUCGGACGGGAGAGGAGAGUGUGACGGUCAAUGGUGGUGGUCAGUCGUCGCAACAGUGGCAAGGGUCGGAUCAGAAGGCGGUUCCUGGGAAAGUGCAUUCGUUGCAUAUGGGUGUGAACGAUAUGAUUAACCCGAAUGCGAAUGGCCGGGGUGGUACACCGCUUGCGCCGGUUGCUGAGGGGGGCGCGCCAGGGGAGGAAUUCUCAUCGGUGAUACUGAGCAGUGAGGCGGAGAGGAUUCUGGAUAAUGCGAAGAAAAGACUUACGCUCAUGGAGGGCAACCUCACCAGAGCCCGUUCGUCCAUGCGAUCCCCGUCAAUGUCAGCGUCGGCGUCGCCUUCACCCCAGUUGGGACUUGGCCAGCCGGUAGGCGGGCUGUAUCGCACUAUAUCCAAUUCAGAUCGCCAAGCUUCCGCUGCCCUUCGUCCUCGUCCGAUGUAUAGCACCUACCAAGAUGCAGCCGGUAAUCGGCAUUCCCGAGUACUAAGCGAGACCAACCUCCCGUCGGGACAGAACACUUCUACCACCGAAGCCAAUGGCAUCUCGCGUUCCGUUAGUGCAAUGGGAUCGACCACCCUGUCUCGGGACGACAGGUCAUUCCGCUAUGAACCAACAAGGGCAUAUCUCACCCAUCGGGCCUCCACACCCUCAAUGCAACAACACCGAAGCUCGCCAGCCCUCAACAGCAACAGCUCGCGCUCGAAGCAAAGCACACCGACAUCUCCGACAGGACUGGGCAUUGUAUCAGACGGAGAAAACCAAACUAAGAUCAACAACAUAGACGACUUCAACUCGGUCUAUCCCGCAGAUCCACCUUCGCGCACGCAGUCGCAGCUCCAAGUGCGCGAUCUCCAGGACCAGAUGAAGGGCCUUCACAUCAAGAUCUCAUCGUUGAAAGUGAAGGCGCAGGAGGAUGGUCUCCGUCGUCGCAGUCUGCAGAGUCUGCGGACGCCAAGUCCUCUCACAGAUGCGGAGUCGUGGUAUGCGCGUGCUAUGGAAUAUAAAGACCGGCGCGGUCAUUUGAGCCCCAAUCCGACGGGUUCUCGUUUAUCGUCCGAGAGUGCUCGGGAAGUGAGCCAGAAGACGCCUAGCUCUAAGAGCCAGUCGCCGCGUACUGUUGAGAGCGAUGAGCCAGUAACUGCAAACGAAUCCAAGAAGACCGACACGAGCCCCCAGAUCAGCGAACAACCUUCCACCGAGAGCCUCUAUCAAGACGCAGAAGAGGGUGAAUUCGACGAUUCUGACGACACCGAAAUCGACCGCGAGGCACUGGACGAGAUUCUACGCGAACCUCUGGACGAUGAUCUGGACGAUCCUUUGGAGGGUUUCCCUGGGGCUCCUAAUCCUGACGCGACGCCUCAUGAGGAACGCGAGGAUGCGUUCGACUACGAGCAUUUCAUCCUGCAUAGUGCACUGGGUAACUAUUCGCGCUCGAAACUGCGUCGUGCCAGCAAUAUCUCCAAUUCGUCUGUUGAAACUACACGGCCGGUACACAACCGUUCUACGAGACAUUCGCGCGCAAACAGUGGAGCAUCGGUGUCUACCGAUGCUACUUUUGCUACUGCCGCAGAGGAGGGUGAUUUCAACGGUGUUCUGUACUGGGACCGGAAGUUUAACGAUGAACUCCGCGCCCGCCACCGCUACUCCCCCAACGACGAAGACUUCCCUGACCCUGACGCCCUCCCAGAAGAAGAAAUGGGAACCCCAAAAGCCACCCGCCGCGAACCCCCCGGCCGCAUCAGCGGCCACAUCCCCACCUCAACAGGCUCCCUGGAGCCACCACCUGCGCGCUCCGACUCUGCAACCACGGGGUCCGCAACACCAACGGCUCUCGCCUCGUCACUUGUCUCGACGGUGCGCGCAGCCUCGAGCAGUCCCUACUCGCCUAUAGAGCCGAAUACGGGGCUGAACAACGACGAUGAACGGUUGCUGGAACAGCUAUUCCAGAGUCUGGGGAAUGUGUGUAUGGAUCUGCAGAAUAUCACAACGGGCCCAGAGCCGGACGAGAAGACAGUAAGGGUGCUGAGAAGGAGACUUGAUGCAGCGAGGAGGGUUCUGGAUGGGGAGUUGGAUGCUUGA